Cercospora beticola is the source of this 835-nucleotide messenger RNA. RefSeq lists its product as uncharacterized. Lineage: Eukaryota; Fungi; Ascomycota; Dothideomycetes; Mycosphaerellales; Mycosphaerellaceae. Gene Ontology annotation, molecular function: oxidoreductase activity, acting on NAD(P)H, oxygen as acceptor. The record is from RefSeq and is a predicted model, not a curated record. Gene Ontology annotation, cellular component: intracellular anatomical structure.
AUGACAAUUGAGGAAGUCACUGGCGCGGCGCCGCGUGCUCCAAAGCCAGUGCCCAAUACGCCUGAAAGCGUUUUCGCACAGCUUCGGAUGGAUGGGAAGGUUGUUGCUAUUACAGGUGGAGCAGAUGGUAUUGGUUUUGCUGUCGCAGAGGCUGUUGCAGAGGCCGGUGCCAAUGUGGCUUUGUGGUACAACACCAACGAUGCUGCUGUCGCGAGAAGGAAAGACCUUGAGCAGAAGUUUGGGAUCAAGGCAUUAGCCUAUCAAGUUGAGGUUUCGGACCACGAGGCUGUGGAGAAAACAAUCUCUCGAGUGGUGGCAGAUUUUGGCAAGCUCGAUGUGUUCGUGGCGAACGCUGGCAUGGCGAUCUCCAAGGCGAUUACUGAGCAGACUGUUGAAGAGUACAGGAAGCAGAUGUCUGUGAAUGUCGAUGGGGUGUUCUACUGCGCAAAGUAUGCUGGAGCAGUGUUCAAGAGUCAAGGCUUUGGAAAUCUGAUCAUUACAUCGAGCAUCUCGGCCCAUAUUGUCAACGUCCCAGUUGAUCAGCCCGUGUACAACGCGACCAAGGCUGCAAUCAAUCACCUUGGGAAAAGCCUGGCUCGAGAGUGGAGAGAUUUUGCCCGUGUGAACAUCGUGUCUCCAGGUUUCUUCAACACCAAGAUGGGCGCUGCUCCCCGAGUUGUCAAUGAAGCGACCCGCAUGACUCCACUUGGCCGACAAGGAGAUGUGAAAGAGAUCAAAGGACUGUACUUGUACUUGGCGAGUGAUGCUUCUUCGUAUCAGACCGGUAGCGAUAUAAUAAUUGACGGUGGCUACGUUCUUCCGUAGAUUUCUAUGG